Meloidogyne enterolobii is the source of this 354-nucleotide messenger RNA. The record is from the annotation of a GenBank genome assembly. Lineage: Eukaryota; Metazoa; Nematoda; Chromadorea; Rhabditida; Meloidogynidae.
GUUUAUCAAAGCCCCAAGUUACCAAAAUGUUAAUAAAAACCCGUGAUUCUUUGACACAAAUUGAAAAAACAAAUUAAUAAAAAUAAAUACAACUAAAAAUUUUAAGUUCGUGAUAGCAAAAUGUUUCCUUCAAAAAAUAGUCAAGAUUUAACUGAACUUCUUACUUUCGAAAAUAAUAUUGAAAAUGACGGUGCUUCGUCUUCUAUUGGCCAAGAAAUCCAUGCAAAUGAAUACUUGGAGGGAAAAGAAAACGAGUCGAGUUUUUACACAGAUAUUUGGUUUUGGUUUUAUUUUAAUCUAAAAGAGGAUGAGCAUGAGCAAAUGAUUAAAAAUCAAAUAAUUCAGGGCAAGUAA